Messenger RNA from Morchella sextelata, 1422 nucleotides. RefSeq lists its product as uncharacterized. The record is from RefSeq and is a predicted model, not a curated record. Gene Ontology annotation, cellular component: cytosol. Gene Ontology annotation, molecular function: guanine deaminase activity; zinc ion binding. Gene Ontology annotation, biological process: guanine metabolic process. The coding region runs from base 1 to 1422 and encodes 473 amino acids. The transcript has 2 exons. Lineage: Eukaryota; Fungi; Ascomycota; Pezizomycetes; Pezizales; Morchellaceae.
AUGGCGAUACAAUCAGUGGUACUAAAGAGGACGAUCUACGUCGGGACGUUCAUACAUUCAGUGUCGCUGGCAGAGCUGCAGGUCCUAACGCGCUCUGCGGUGGCGGUGGACGACGAGUCGGGGAAAAUCCUACUGGUGGAGCAUCCAGUGCAAGCUAGCAUGCUUGAGAUGUGGGCGGAAGAGGCUGGUACAACCAUCGUGGAGGCUGGGCCAGGGCAGUUCUUCUUUCCCGGCUUAAUUGAUACUCAUAUCCACGCCUCACAAUACCCAAACUCCGGGAUAUUCGGCAAAUCGACAUUACUCGAUUGGCUCAACACAUAUACCUUCCCCCUCGAAGCUUCCCUCGCGAAACCGUCCAAGGCGCACCGAGUGUACUCCCGCUGCGUAGCCCGGACCCUCUCCCACGGCACUACUACAGCGGCAUACUACGCAACGCGCGAUGUCACCUCUACAAAUAUUCUCGCGACCACCUGCCACACCGCCGGGCAGCGCGCCUUCGUUGGACGCUGCUGCAUGGACGGCAUGGCCCCCGAUUACUAUCGCGAUACCGAUGCCGCCACGUCGCUCGCCGAUACCAUCAAGUGCGCGGAGUUCUGCGCGAAGCUAGAUCCCAAGGGCGAGCUCGUACAGAGCAUCAUCACGCCGAGGUUCGCGCCGAGCUGUAGCCGUGAGCUGAUGCGUGGGCUUGGGGAGUUCAUGGCACAGAGCGGCCUGCUAUGCCAGACGCAUAUCUCGGAAAAUAAGGGCGAGAUAGAGUUGGUUGCUAACUUGUUCCCCGAAUGUAAGGACUACGCGACCGUAUACGACCGUGCUGGGCUGUUGAGCGAGAAGACGGUGUUGGCGCAUGCUGUGUAUCUUACAGAUGAUGAGAUUGCACUCGUGAAGAUGAGGGGCUCGAAGAUAAGCCAUUGUCCAGUAUCGAACGCGGCGUUGACUUCGGGUGCAGCGAAGGUGAGGAGGCUGUUGGAUGAGGGCAUCGUUGUGGGGUUGGGGACGGAUGUGAGUGGGGGAUACUCGCCGUCUGUGCUUGAGGCCGCGAGGCAGGCGACAAUGACAAGUCGGUUUGUGUCUCUCACGGAGGGCGAGGAGGCAAAGCUGAGCGUGGAAGAAGCGCUAUAUCUUGCUACAAGAGGAGGCGCGGAGGUCCUGGGGCUGCAAAAGACGGUGGGUGCAUUUGAGGUCGGGAUGGAGUGGGAUGCGCUGUUGGUGGGGUGCACGUUCGUACCUGAUGAAGAAGAGUGCGACGAAGAUGAGGACCUACUACAGGCGAAACAGACUGUAGGCGGAGGUAUGACUCCAGUUGAUCUCUUUGGUUGGGAGAAUUGGGAGGAAAUAGUGGCGAAGUGGUUAUAUUCGGGCGACGACAGAAAUGUGCUGAAGGUGUGGGUUAAAGGACGCAAAGUGCACGAGAAGCCCACGUAG